UGCGCCAGGUAUAUUCCGGUUUUGUUUUUUCAAAACUACCGAAGCGCGCGUCCGCGGAGAAUCCGCUUCUAGGUGAGUGAGUGAGCACUUGGUGGAAGCUUCUGAUUUUCGUCUAGGAUCCGUCCAAGCGGGAUCACAAUUGAUCACUUUCAAGACUGUCCUGAGGAGCUCAUGGCCCCGAGCGACGAUGAUGAAUACGGUGAAUAUGAGAAAGAAAAACCGGCUGAGCAGGUCAAGAAGACCACCGACGACGUAAAAAACGCUGUCAAGGACGAUGGUCAGAACAAAGGGAAGUCUGUGAGAGACAAGGCCAAUGAUUUAAAGCAACAAGCUGGUGAGAUUGUUGGCAAAGGACAGGGGAAGCUAGCUCCGUAUUUCUCAACCGCCAAGGAAAAGACGGAAAAGCUGGAGGCAAAGAAGCCCGCGGUACAGGAGGAAGCUAAAGAAAUGCUAGAUCAGGCCAAGCACACGGUUAGCAAGGUGGUCCAACAGGAAAGCAAGGAUGUGUUGGAAGGAGUGAAGAGGCUGGCCAAGGACGAAAAGGCAUUUCACGACGCAGCUCACAAGGUUGCUGAGAAGAUCCACCAUGGUGGCGCAGGGGAGUCUGAAGGACAUCAGCAAGAGCACUCAAAUUAUAGACAACAAGAGCACUCGGAUGUAAACGAGAAAAAUCAGCAGCAUCAUAUUCCAGACUUUAGUGAUUUCAGUGAAAUGGAAGAGGAGGACUGGUCCGACGAGGCAGAAGGAUCGAGCCACCAUCCUAAGCAGCACCUAUUAAACGAGCACAGGGCUGCUCACGGGCAUCAACACCAUCCUCCUCACCAGCCUCAAAAGAGAAAAAAGAGUCCGCUGGGUUAUUUCAAGGUUGGCGCCAAGUUGGCAGGGAAGGAGAAGAACAAAGGGACGCAAGAUAAUCACCAGGGAGAACAGCAGCAGCAGCAACCGCAGCAGCAGCAAGAACAGCAUGGUGGCGGUGUUUUGGGGACUGUCAAGUCUGUGUUUGGACAGGGGUCUGCUGGAGAGAAGUCACUCGACACGGCUUCAAAUCUAGCGCAGAAGAAGCUGGGCCAAAUGCGGCAUGUCGUGGACGCUCAGAUGGACGAAGCUGGCAACGCCACUGCCGCGGAGAAGAAGACUCAAGGCGUCGGACUCGUACAGUCCUUUGUGUGCCUAUGCACCUGUGCGUCGAGUGUUCACGUAAGCGGUUAAUCAGCAAAGAGCGGGCAAGUAGAGCAGCUUUCUGGUCAGCUGGACAGCUUCGUACGAAUCAAGCCUCGUUAAAACUGGAAUCUCAGUCACAGGGGCUAUAACUCUAGGUGGCCUACAAAGCCACGACACACAUCACCAACAGGAGAACUUGUGCUGCUGGAGCCAAUGACAACGAGCUCGACGCUGUUGCUGGUGGACUCCCAGUAUCGGACAGCGGGUCGUCAGAUCCCCCAGAAGUCUGGCCCGUCACUUGACCGUGUCCACCUUCAUCGCCAGGAGGAGGAUUCCCACUCGGAGGAGAAGACGAACUCCCAUCUGGUGGUGGUGGCGGAAGCGUUCCAGAGGUGUUCCAGAACCACUGCCAGGGCGAGACGCGGUCGUCGGGGUCCGGGGACGAAGACGGGGUCAGAGAAACGAGCGGACAGAUAGAAUACACUGCAGAGAAGCCAAAGUCAGCCGCAGGAAAGCAGGGAAAACCAUGCCAAAAGCAGGAAGAACUUACCGCCGGGGUCAUGGCGUUCGUGAUACGUGAGAUUGUGGUAGCACAGGACCUGGUCGAUCUUACUCUGGUCGGGGACGCAGUUCUCGUCCAGGUACUCGUUGAGCUCGCGAGUGACUUGGAUGCAGUAGCGGAUGUAGUCCUGGAAGACGGUGGUGCACAGGCAGCCUCCGUAGAGCGCCGUCUUGACGGACGUACAGCACGACUUGUAGUCGAGGGUGUUGCAAACUCCCAUCGCCUCGAACAUCUCGAAGUUGCAGCUAUAGCCAUCGCCGGGAUUGGGAUCCUCGAUCGCCCCGAGAUCAUCGCCCAGAUCAUGGACGGUGGUGCGUGAGUUGGAUCCAUUGACGCGCCGGAGACCAUCGAGCUUGAGGGCCAGAUCGAGACGAGAGGGCGACGAGCGCUGUGCGUGGAAGAGCAGGGAAGAAGCCACGAGAAGGAGAACAAGCACCAUUUUUUGGUUUGCUUCUUGGUUCUCAAAGGAAAUCUUAUAAGCUCUUUAAAGCGUCCAUGGCGGGAGACGAAACGAAACGUUCUAUCUUAUCAAAUUUCUUGAUCUUUGGUUUGA
Molecule: messenger RNA, 2276 nt
Organism: Selaginella moellendorffii
Lineage: Eukaryota; Viridiplantae; Streptophyta; Lycopodiopsida; Selaginellales; Selaginellaceae
Product: sex-determining region Y protein-like
Exons: 3
Coding region: 172-1209 (345 amino acids)
Source: RefSeq, a predicted model, not a curated record